GAUGGCGCUUAGAGAGGAAAAUCAAAGUUUUAUCACGUGACCGACCGGUUUCGGAAUUGGGGCGUUGGCCCAUGAUUAUCGUGCUUGCAUGCAAAUUGUUGUUGGUUCUUCCCAACACAAUUUCCUCCAACUUUUCGGAAGUUGGAAUUCUUGAAAGCCACCUAAACAUUGAUUGAAUCAGUGCAGCUCUCAAACUUAAGUUCUCAGUUCGAUACUCUUGGAAACUGUUCAGACACGGCAGUAAUGUGAAGCCCUGAUCUAAUGCUGAUCGAUCAUCAACUGAGUGGUUCUAUGAGGGAGUCGGCCGCACUUACAGAUGUUGUCUGAAGAUUUCUCCCGUUGAUUGCAAAGUUUGCCUUACUCUGUUACUGGGCCACAGUCAUGUUUUUGUCUUCUCUUCACUGGUAACAAGAAGAGCCUGCGAAGUGCUCACACAACAUGUGAAACAUGAGUCUUAGUAGGCGAGUGUACUAGUUCCAGCACUUCUGAUUUGCUCUUAUCGACGAUAGUCAUCUAAAUCUCUCAUUGUGUUUUCAUUCGGUUUCUAUAUAUAAAGUUUUUUGUCUUCUUGGAGCUUGUCCAGAUAAGGAAAAUUUUCCGAAUGCUUCGAUCUAAAUACCUGUCCAAGCACUCUAUGCAACUCUAAAUUUGCGACCAGUGUUCGAAUGACCUUUCAAAAUAUAGUUGGGAUGAUUGUUCCUGUUGACGAUCGACAGCAUAGACUCAUCCAAUAAGUCCAUCCUCACAAAUCUUCCUGAUUAAGCAACAGCAUCGCCUGGCUGAUAUACAGCUGGUACUAUCACCGGGGGUGUCUAAUCAAUUUGAUUCAUUUAUUCCAAACAAGAAGUCCCGUUUGCGUUCUUACUAUUUGCUACUGUUUAUGAUAUAUCAUUGGCAUGAACUUGAGAUCGUUCGACGGAAAUCUUACUUAGUAGCAAUGCUACGCCUCUCUGGUGAUUUCAUGCAGAAAGAUAUCAUAUACAAAAUCCUGACCCGACUUCAUAAACUUUGCAAGCGAUGUCAUCGAGAUAUCUAAUGUUGUAUGCCCUGGAACGUCAUUAUGCCCUGCAAAUUUGGGUCUCAAUCUGAAAGUUUGUUUUCGUGGGGAAACAAUUAGGAGGAUGGCCUGGAUGGCAUAAUUAGUUACGCUCAGACCUUUGCAACGUUGAUCGUCUCAAGCUAUAUUCGUAUCUUAAUUGUCUCACAUGAGCAAUAAUUACAUAAGAUUUCCUCCAGCAGGAUAGCCUUACGAAUUUGCUUGGAAGAUUCUACGUGUUUCAUGGAUGGUUUGGCAUAGGAAUCUGAUUUUAUUUCACGUCUUAGUAGAACCGCCCUAAAUUAUUGGCAAAGAUUGGCACUACAUCUAAGUACAUUUCAAUCCCCAUACCAAAUUGAUUCUAUCGUAAUAUUGUCUCAUUCUCUAUCUACCAUGACUGCUUGUUUAUACCCUUGAAUUGGCAUCCGCAUCACGACAAAGCAAUAUUCCUCCGUCUCCUGAUAAAACACCUUCCUCAUGGAGUCAAAAAGCAGUCUUGAGGAUGUUUCCAUAGGGUCCCGAUUACUCCUAAUAUGUUGGCCCCUAUACGGGAUUUCCGGAAUAUUAAUAAUGCUGAGAUUGAUCGCCAAAGCCAAGUACCAUCUCGCAUUUGCUCUUGAGGAUCUCUUAGUUAUACUUGCUAUGAUUUCUGGCAUUUGUCAUAUAUCACUUAAUACUUGGGGUAUAUCCUUUGGAUUAGGGAGACAUAUUAUGUUUCUUACCGAGACACAAGCCGCGAUGGCUAUAAGAGCUGAAUUUAUCGGAGAGCCUUUCGGUAUCAUAUCACCAACACUCGGUAGAAUAUCCUUUGCCGUUUACCUCUUACGAAUCCUUGGACACCAGCAGAAUAUAAGACGAUUCCUCUACUUUCUCAUUGCCCAAAAUGCCAUCAUAAAUCUGAUGGCACUCAUACAAAUAUUCUUCGAGUGUUCCGAUAUUUCUUACAACUGGAAUCGUGUUGGACAUGAAGAUCAAUGUUGGUCCAUGGGAACCCAAGCAGCUAUUGGCUAUUUUCAAGGAUCAUCCAGUUCCUUGACAGAUCUCGUUCUCACAAUUCUACCGGUUGCAAUGGUCAUCAAUCUUCAUAUUCCCAUGCAUCUGAAGCUUCUGCUGUCAUUUCUAUUGGGAGUCAGCCUUUUUGCUUUUAUCGCGGCCGUCAUCAGGACCUACUGCAUAAUGGGCAGUAAUGAUGAUAUUACCUUCACUUCGGUUAGGUACAUCAUAUGGUGCGCAGUGGAAAACUGUACUGUCAUUAUAACGUCCUCGAUACCAUUUCUCCGACCCCUUUUCCGAUCAGCUCCUAAACCAUACAUCGAAGUCAAAAAUAGUCCCACCCCAAAGAUUAUACAACCCAACGAAAUCGAGUACAGAAAUUCAAGAGAAAUACUUGCGGAUCCUGAAGCCAUCCAGGAGGAAAUAGAUUAUUUGGGAGAUAAAAAGGAUGAUGUUAAUAUCGAGUCCCAUUCGCUCGUGUAGCCUGAAUAGAAAAUUGGCGUAUAGAAUAGAGGUUUUGGGAUACAUGAUGAGAUGAUUUAUGAUUUGGUAUAUGGGUGCGGUGGAGUUCAUGGUGCUUGGCGUUGGGUUAUCUCCUCUCUAUUGAUCGAGGUCAGUUCCUCGACAUACUGUCAGUACAGUACUGUUCAAUGAUGCUUAAAUGUAUACUAGUGCUACGUCGGCUUCUGUUUGAGCCUUAUAACUUGCUUCAGAUAUCCUUUUGAUGUCGAAGCUUUCUUUGAACAUAGAUUACCAAUUUGAACAUAAAAAAUAUUUUUCCAAUGAAAUAUAUGCAUUGGUAUGUCCAUCAAUUUUGUGAUUGAUAUUUUCCUUACUUUGAUUACGUUUCAA
Botrytis porri is the source of this 2881-nucleotide messenger RNA. RefSeq lists its product as uncharacterized. Lineage: Eukaryota; Fungi; Ascomycota; Leotiomycetes; Helotiales; Sclerotiniaceae. The record is from RefSeq and is a predicted model, not a curated record. The transcript has 6 exons. The coding region runs from base 1514 to 2512 and encodes 332 amino acids.